AUGGCAUCAAAAGUUAAAAUAGAAUGCAUCAAAUAAGGAUAUUAAAUAAGUAAUGAAAUGAAAAUAGAUAUUAUGGACUUUUAUAAUCGAUCAUUACAUCAAGAACACUAUGCACAUAAAACCGAUUACAUUAGACAUAAUCUGGAAGAAAAAUAUGGUCGAUGUUUUUCGAUAAUCAUAUAUUCAAUAGGUUCAUUUGUGUCUCAUUCAUUUUUAUAUGCUGACGAUUUUUUAUUAGAAUUGAGAUCUCCUGAACAUCAUAUUCUUGCCUAUUUGUUACCUCCCUCUUAUACUCCUCCUCCAUUGAUCCCUGAUCCUUAGGUUGUACCAUUAAGUAGAACAUUGAGUCACCCCUUACAUGCUUCUAAACCUGUUUAAUUGUAAUUAUCUCCUUUACUGUAGCUAACAAUCAGCUCAAUCCAAGAUCUUAGAUUAUCCAACAUAAUAUUCAUCUUAUUAUGCUAAUAAAUAUUACGAUGGCUAUUAUAGAAGAGGAUAUUGGUGAAAAUCAAUGAAUUCUUAUUUUAUUUUAUUAAUAAAAUUUAACAAUUCAUGCAUUCUUAUAGAAAUCCUAAGAUUCUCUAAUUAGACAGACCUAGUAGAGGAAGUGCAAAUACAAAAUCAGAGAUGUAGAAUACGCAUUAUAUAAAUAAACCAGAAACAUAAUGGUUCUCGCAAUAACCUAAUAACUCUACAAAGAUAUAUGAAUCUAUUGUGUAAUACACAAGCCACUCUUCUUAACAUGAUCCUAACCAAAAUGAUAAUGAAAGUACUGAAAAAUAGAUAAAUACUUUGAAAUUGUCAACAUUAACAUCAAAAUUUUCGAUAUAAAAUCCUAAAUAAUAAAGUCCAUUUAAUUCUUCCAAGUUAGAUACACCAUCAAGAGUUGAUUCACUAUUGUUAGAAAUUUCUGAGAUUAAGCAACAAAAUGAAAAAGCUAAAUAGUUUUAUUAAUCCUAAAUUAUCAAUCUCUAAAAUACUUAGGACUAAUUAACAAUUGAAAAUAUCAGCUUAUCAAAUUCUUUAAAAGGAUUAACUUAAUAACUUUAAGAUGCUAGAUACAAUAUGCAUAAAAUAUAUCAAUAAACAGAUUUGGAUGAAUUUACUAAUUCCAUUUAGAUUGAUUCCAAUCAUCAUCCAAACAUCCAAUAGGCUUUCUACUAAUUUUAAUCAGAAAUCUUCCAAUUCAUUUAUUUGUAUUAAAGUUAAAUAAAUUAAAAAAUACAAUUGAAACAAUAGCAACUCAACAAAAUCAUUAUUAAGUUGAAUUCAAUAAAAAAUCAUAAUCAAACAAAUUACAAUUCUAUUAGUAAAUCCACAGUUGGUCAAUCUAAACCUAGUUACAAAAAAUAAGCAGACUUUAUUAUGAAUUAAAAUUAGGGACUGGAGAAACAAUUUAAUGAAUUAAAAAAACAUCAUUAAUAUAUUAUUAAUAAUUUUGAAUAAGAAAAGUUAAUUGCAUAUUAAUAAGAAUAAUCACUUAAGAGGGAAUUCCAAGCAAGAAUUCAAUAGUUGGAAUAAUAAAUCAGCAUCUUAUUAGGUGAAAAUCAGAAAAAGGAAUUAAUUAUAUCUGAUUUAAAUGACUUUAAUCAAUUGAAAGUGCUUCAAAUCUAAUAACAAGAAGAAAUAUAGUAACUAAAAGCUAAAUUAUCAGAAAGUAACAAUAGCUAAAUUAAUCUAAAUGACUAGAUAGUAUUAUUGAAGAAGAAUAAUAAUAGUCUUUUAAAUGAUUUCGAGAAAAAUCAAAUGGAUUUAUCAACAUUAUAAAAAGAGAAAUAAUACUUUCAAAUGUAAUUUGAGAAAUACCAAAUUGAGAACGUGGAUUUGAUUAAGCAUUAAUAACUACUAAAUGAAAAUCAAUAACUGUAAAUUGAUAAAUUGAAAUAAGAAUGGUAAUAUUAAACUAAUAGAUUAUAAGAAUAAAUAAGAACUAAAGAUUAAAAGUUAACGUAAUUUUAAGAAAACUAUAAUACAUUAUAAAGGUAUAAAUAAGAAUUAGAAAAUCUACUUAAACAAUCUAGAAAUGAAGCAAAUAAAUUCAAAGAUUAAAUGGAUUAAAUAUAAUAAUUAUAAACUAAAAUUAAUAAACAGAAUUAUACAAUUUAAAAUUUAAUAGAAUAGAAUUAAUCAUAAGAAAACAUGAUUAAUAAUUAUUAAUCUGAAUAAAAUUUGUUUGAGUAGAAAAUUGUUGAAUUACAAAGAAAGAAUUAGUAAAUUUAAUUGCAAUAAUAGCCUUAAGAAAGAGAGAGUUUGAAUUAAAAAAUCUAUAAACUCUAGAAGAAUUAUGAAGAUAAAUAAUCGGAAAUUAAAAUUCUAUAAGCAGAUAAUUUUGAAUUAUAGAAAUAAAUUAAAUAAGAAUAAGUAAAUUAAUUAUAAACUAAAACUUUGAUUACAAACCUAUAAAAUGAUAGAUUAUAAUAUCAAUAAUAAAAAGCAUAGAUUGAGUAAUAAUUAGAUAAGCAAUAAAAGCAUAAUUAAGAGUUACUCAAAUAAAUGGAGGAGGUAAUUUAGAAUAAUUUAAAUUAAUAAGAAUAACAAACUAAUGAAUGGCAAAACCAGUAAAAGAUGCUAACUAAAAAAUAGGUGUAAUCUGAAAAGCAUUUAGAGAGUGCAUUUAGCGAAAAUGAGAAGCUAAGAGUAAGGAUAUCAGAACUGGAAUACAAAUUAGAAGAAGAAAUAGAUAGAAAUCAAAAGUUGGUCGAAGAAAUAAAAAAAUAUUUAAUUGAUUCAAAGCAAAAGGAGAUCUAGAUAUCUGAAAGCAAAUCCCAAAUAUAAAGACUAACUCUAUAACUUAAUAAUAUAGAAAGAGAUAAGUAGGAGUAAAAAGCAACCCUAUUAAAUGAUUCAUAAUAAAGUGCUUAAAUUUAAGAAAUAGAAUAACUCUAAUUCAAAAUAAAAUAAUAUCAAAAUGAAUCAAAGGAAAAUGAAAAUUAAUAGAAAUAGCUCAAUUAAAAAUUACAGGAGGCAUUAAAAAAAUUGGAACAAAUUUAGUUGUAAUUACAAGAAGAAUAGCUUAAAUCACUUAAUCUUAUGAAAUAAUUACAGAGCAUAUCUGAAAACAAGAGUUCUAUUCAACAAAAUUAAGAUAUUAUGGAUUUAUUUGAUAAACUAUAUUAUUGCCUGAAUCAAAUUAAUCUGAAGAGCAGCUCUAAAUAUUAUUAUAACAAUUAAAAGAACAGAAUGAGAGUGCAUUGCAAUAAAAAUCAUAAAUAUAGAGUAGUCGGGAUUAAGCUAUUGAGCAGAUUAAAUAAUUUGGAAAUUAAAUCUUUAAUUUGA
Paramecium tetraurelia is the source of this 3276-nucleotide messenger RNA. RefSeq lists its product as uncharacterized. NCBI's taxonomy places the organism in Eukaryota, Ciliophora, Oligohymenophorea, Peniculida, Parameciidae. The record is from RefSeq and is a predicted model, not a curated record. The transcript is spliced from 4 exons.